Mangifera indica (mango) is the source of this 2046-nucleotide messenger RNA. RefSeq lists its product as uncharacterized. The transcript has 11 exons. Bases 184 to 1155 code for a protein of 323 amino acids. Lineage: Eukaryota; Viridiplantae; Streptophyta; Magnoliopsida; Sapindales; Anacardiaceae. The record is from RefSeq and is a predicted model, not a curated record.
AAACAUAUGUUUUUUCGGUGAUCGAUUAUACAGAUAUUUUCGUUUUCGUCCACUUAUCCCUUUUUAUCAGAAAAUCAAAGCUAAAUUUGGGUCUAAAUUCCCUUGUGUCGUAUCUUAUCCUUAUAAAUUUGCGUGGCGGGGGUCUAAGUACACUGAAAAGAUCUGUGACUUCAAUUUCCAGUUAUGGUUCUGGCUCUCUCACUUCACUUACCAAUGGCGGCUUCGUCUUCUUGUUCUUCUGUUCUUCCCCUUCAAUUCUUCUCUUCGUUUUCAUUUUCUCCUUCUGAGUCUCCAGCCUUUCUCUUCUACCAAACUCCCAACUCAAUUUCUUCUCUCAAAUUCUCCAGAAAACCCUUUCUCUCAAACUCAAAGCAUCUUACCGUCUCCUUUGCUUUCACUGAAACCGAAUCUGACUCUCCCGACUCACUCCCACCCUCCCUUCACUCUCUCCUUCAAAAUCUCGCUGAUUGUUUUGAUCUUAAGUCUGAUUAUUUUGCACAGCUACCAAAUGAUCUUCGUUUAGAUCUAAACGAUGCUGCUUUUGAUCUUUCAAACGGACCAGUUAUCAAUGAGUGUGGUCAAGAGCUGGGAGAAACACUGUUAAAUCUCUCUCGGGCUUGGGAGCUUGCCGAUACUUCAACUUCUUGUGCUUUGGCAAAGAAACUCCCUGAACUAGAGAGCUCUUUGACUGACAAUUCGAAAUCAGCAUUUGGCAAGCGCUUGAUAUCAGCUGGAAGGAGGUUCCAAUCUAUGGGACAGUAUGGUCAAGGUGAACUACAAAAGAUUGCAAAGACAAUGAUUGCAACUGGAAAGCUUCUUUCUGUGAGUUCAAUGUCAACAACAGCUGAAGAACAACCAAAGAAGGAAACUAGGAUGUUCAAGUUUGGAGAACUUCAGGUUGAAGUAACACCAGAAAAAGCCAACAUUGGUGCAGCAAUUGGAUUUGUUUUUGGGAUUCUUUCCUGGAAGCUAGGGCAAGGCAUCCAGAGCAUUCCUGAGAGUUCAUUGCAGUAUGCAAAUGACAAUGCUUUGUUGCUGGCAAAGUCUCUAAGGGGAGCUCUACUUGCACUUUGCUAUUCAUCCACUGUCUUGUCUGCUUUCACUACUGUUGGGCUUUUCUUAUAUGCGAGACAGCUUGCAUCAAAGGAAAAGUGACAAUUUGUCGGCGUUAUCUUGCCUGGGUUUGUGCUGUAAAUCUGAGAUACUCUUCCAUGUACAGAAGUUAAUUCUAUAAUUUCACUAACAAUGCUGAGUGGAUUUGGAAUAAAUGUUAUGGUCUGGCAGCUGAAGAAUUCUUUAAUUUGUAUUCUGUCUCCUUUCUCAUGGAAACAUGUUUAGUCACCUUGUUUCAGUUGUAAGACAUUUCUAUAUGGCAAUAAACCUUGGUUGUUACAUGCCAAGAAUAUGAGUUAAGUUACACUUUUUGCAGGUGGGUGUCAUCUUUAUACCUUGAGAACAUAUCAUGGGGAAGGCAGACAGCUGAGCCUUCAAAACUUUGGUCAUAUUGAUAUUGCAUCAGUUUAUGUUCUGAUCAUUAGAGUUUUGACUUCUUUUUUUUUUCUUUUUUUUGCAUUUUAAUUCCUAUAAAUAGAGUAUCAAUAAAUCCAAGGGCAGAAAUAAUUAGCAUCUUGAUACAAGUACAUUUCAAGACCAUGUCAGUCACAAACUUAGAACACCAAUGGCUGCAGGACAUCAUUAUUGCUGAUCUGAGCAUCAUAUGUGAUGAGCACUUGGCAACACUGUCCCAGAUUAGAAAAUGCUCCAUGGCCUUUUCUCAUACUUCUUUGGAUCUUUGCAAGGUUGAAUCUGGGAAAGCAGUGUGGCAAAAAGGUUUGGAAAGCUGGUUUUAGAAGAUGCUGAUAUAGGCCACAAAGUCUUGAGAUGUAUUCCAUUAAAAAACUAUUAAUUUGGCUUUCAGUUUCAUCCCAUUUGAUACUCCUUUUAUGAGGAUUAGAAUUUCACACGUCGAAUGCAAAAACAUUCAGUGAGAAUACAUGUUAAUACAAUACCAAUAUAAUCAAAGUUUUGAAAGCUCUUUUUUUCCCA